AUGCUGUACAGUGUGGAGUCCGAGGAAGAAGCAACGAAACUUGUGAAUGAUGUUCGCUCCAUCUAUGCUGAAGGUGGGUUCGAAAUUUGUGGAUGGUUGUCGAACUCUCAGAAAGUACUGGCGUCGUUGGGCGAGAACAGAAUAGGCCAGAAGAAGCUAAACCAGAUCGAAGAUUUGGGGACCGAAAAGGUACUAGGGUUGUGGUGGGAUACAGGCAGCGACAUUUUAACGUUCAAAACCCCAAAGCGGUGUGGACAAUAUUUGCUACCUGGUCAGCAGGUGCCUACAAAACGAGAAGUUCUUCGUACUCUGAUGUCAGUUUUCGAUCCCAUAGGGCUGCUGGCGAAUAUAUUGAUGUAUCUCAAAACGUGGCUUAAUGUAUUACGGGAGGUGGAAUCCGUUGCUGCUCCUCGAUGCUACCGAAUAGCGACAAGCUCUAUAGUCGAAACCAACGAGAUCCAGCUGCAUGUUUUUGUCGAUGCCAGCGAAAACGGUUACGCAACUGUUGCCUACUUUCGAUACGAAGACGGAGGUGUAAUAGAAUGUGCAUUCGUAGCGGCUAAGACUCGAGUGGCCCCGUUGAAGUACGUGUCUAUUCCCCGGUUGGAACUCGAAGCGGCAAAGAUCGGUAUGCGUCUAGCGCAUAGUAUUGGAGAAACUCACCGCAUAGCGCCACGGAGACGGUUUUUCUGGUCUGAUUCGCGAGACGUGUUGUGUUGGUUGCGUUCAGAUCAUAGAAGAUACAGCAAAUUUGUAGCGGCAAGAGUUGGCGAAAUACUGGAAAACACUGACAUAUCGGAGUGGUUCUGGAUUUCAACAAAACUAAACGUGGCGGACGAAGGCACGAAAUGGCAGAAGAUCCCGGAUCUCUCACCAUCAAGUCGGUGGUUCCGGGGACCGGACUUUCUGUGGCAACGGCAGAGCGCAUGGCCAGAUCAACCGGAGAGUCAUGGAUCAACUGACAACGAGAUGAACCUGGUUAUAAACAUCCACGCCCACCGUGUUCCAGUCAUAAAUUUUUCCAAAUACUCCACCUGGGAAAAGCUUGUACGGAUUGUCGCAUACGGCCUGCGAUUUUACAAGAAUCUUCGUUGA
Messenger RNA from Wyeomyia smithii (pitcher-plant mosquito), 1095 nucleotides. RefSeq lists its product as uncharacterized. The transcript has a single exon. Bases 1 to 1095 code for a protein of 364 amino acids. The record is from RefSeq and is a predicted model, not a curated record. NCBI's taxonomy places the organism in Eukaryota, Metazoa, Arthropoda, Insecta, Diptera, Culicidae.